Messenger RNA from Phycomyces blakesleeanus NRRL 1555(-), 695 nucleotides. RefSeq lists its product as hypothetical. Gene Ontology annotation, biological process: protein deubiquitination. The transcript has 7 exons. The record is from RefSeq and is a predicted model, not a curated record. The coding region runs from base 27 to 476 and encodes 149 amino acids. Gene Ontology annotation, molecular function: cysteine-type deubiquitinase activity. NCBI's taxonomy places the organism in Eukaryota, Fungi, Mucoromycota, Mucoromycetes, Mucorales, Phycomycetaceae.
CUUAGCUGUAUAUUAAUUAAUUAAUAAUGGCAAAAGGAAAGGCUAAACAGGAGAAAAAAGAAAUUGCAAAAACAAACAAGGCACAAAAAAAUGAAUCUAGAAAGUUGAAGCGAUCUCGUAAUCCUGGAUUAUACGAGGAUGGCUUUGGCGAUCUGAAUGCCCAGUUACGGACUCUUCAACUAUGUACUAAAGACAUAGCUGGAGAUGGCAACUGUUUGUUCCGUGCACUCUCUGAUCAGUAUUAUGGAUCAGACCGAAAACACAAAGAAAUACGACAAGAAGUAUGUCGGUACAUGUGUGAUCAUGAAGAUGACUUCAAAUAUUUUGUAGAAGACGAUCGGUCGUUUAAAGACCAUGUACGCUGUAUGGAAAGUAAUGGAACGUAUGGAGGAAAUAUGGAGCUUGUGGCCUUUGCACGUCUCUUUAAUGUGAAUAUUAAAGUAUAUCAACCAGGAUUAAUAGAUUAUCUAAUGUAGCUACAUUAUUCCUGGUACAGACGGCGUUGAUGAAUAUGAUACCGAUAACGGAAUGCUAACUCUUCAUAUUGCUUAUCAUAGCUGGGAGCACUAUAGCUCUAUACGGAACAUCCUUGGCCCACACACAGGACCACCCGAAAUCGAGAUAGUUUCUGAUGUUUAUUCAAAUGUAAAAAACGAGGAUGAAGAGGAUGAAGAAUCCAAUGGAGCUCACAAUUC